Messenger RNA from Suhomyces tanzawaensis NRRL Y-17324, 1617 nucleotides. Its product is annotated as sugar porter family MFS transporter. NCBI's taxonomy places the organism in Eukaryota, Fungi, Ascomycota, Pichiomycetes, Serinales, Debaryomycetaceae. Gene Ontology annotation, biological process: transmembrane transport; carbohydrate transport. The coding region runs from base 1 to 1617 and encodes 538 amino acids. Gene Ontology annotation, molecular function: carbohydrate:proton symporter activity. Gene Ontology annotation, cellular component: membrane. The record is from RefSeq and is a predicted model, not a curated record. The transcript is spliced from 3 exons.
AUGUCAUCGUCCAGCUUAACGUCAAGUUCCAGUAAGGGCCAGAUUGUGAGGCCCGCAGGGUCCCAAGUUCAUACUUUCUUGGGAUUAUCAGGCAAAAAGCUUCAUUUUGCCGUGUCUGCCUUUGCUGGUGUCGGUUUCUUGUUGUUUGGUUACGACCAAGGUGUUAUGGGAAGUUUGUUGACUUUGCCCUCGUUCGAAAAUACGUUUCCAGCCAUGAAGUCCUCCAAUAACGCAACCUUGCAAGGUGCUGUCAUUGCCAUCUACGAAAUAGGAUGUAUGUGUUCUGCAUUAUCGACCAUGUAUUUGGGUGACAAGCUUGGAAGAAUCAAGAUCUUGUUUAUUGGUGCUGUUAUUGCCACCGUUGGUGGAGUUUUGCAAUCGUGUGCAUACACCAUUGCCCAUUUGAUUGUUGCUAGAAUUGUCACUGGUGUGGGUGUUGGUUUCAUCACUUCGACGGUGCCAGUGUACCAAUCGGAAUGUUCCCAUGCGAAGUCUAGAGGUAAGUUGAUCAUGAUGGAAGGUAGUAUUAUUGCCCUCGGUAUUACCAUUUCAUACUGGAUUGAUUUUGGAUUCUACUUCUUGCGUAAUGGCGACCACUCAAGUGUUUCCUGGAGAUUCCCAGUUGCAUUCCAAUGUUUCUUUGCCAUUAUCCUCGUUUGUCUCGCCCUUUAUUUCCCAGAGUCGCCACGGUGGUUAUUGAAGAAGGGAAGAAUGCAAGAUGCUAGAGUUGUUUUCUCAGCAUUGUACGGCUUGCCAGAAGACCAUGCUAUGGUAACUGCUCAAAUUGAUGAAAUCAUGAGCUUUGUCAAGAGAGAACAAGCAGAGGGAGCUGACGAUAUCAAGUUCAGUGAGAUCUUCAAGCAAGGUCCCAACAGAAACUUCCACAGAGUGUGUUUGGCCUUUUCCGUUCAGAUGUUCCAACAAAUUUGUGGUAUCAACUUGAUCACCUAUUAUGCUGGUACCAUUUUUGAGCAAUACAUUCAUAUGACCCCAUUCAAUGCCAGAAUUUUGGCUGCUUGUAAUGGUACUGAAUAUUUUUUGGCAUCUUUGCUUGGUUUGCUUUUCAUCGAAAGAUUGGGUAGAAGAUUCUUAUUAUUUUGGGGAGCCAUUGCUCAAGCUAUAACUAUGGCCUUGUUGACUGCUACAACUUGGGCUGCUGACAAUGGAAGUGGUUCCAAAGCUGGUAUUGCAGCAGCUGUGUUUCUCUUCGUGUUCAACAGUUUCUUUGCAGUUUCGUACUUGGGAGGUACUUGGUUAAUUCCCCCAGAAGUUCUUUCUUUGCAAAUGAGAGCCACCGGUGCUGCUAUCUCCACUGCAAGUAACUGGGCCUUUAACUUUAUGGUUGUGAUGAUUACCCCAGUCGCUUUCAAGAAUAUUGGUCCUUACACCUACACAAUUUUCGCAGCCAUCAACUUGCUCAUUGCCCCAUGUAUAUACUUCUUGUUGCCAGAAACUGCAGGUAGAAGUUUGGAAGAGAUGGAUCUUAUCUUCAGCCAAACUCCAGUGUGGCAACCAUGGAAAGCUGUUCAAAUCGCUCGUGAUUUACCAGUGGAGCAUGUCGAUGAUCAUUUAUUGCCCUGGGUGGUAAUUGAAUUUCGUGUGGAACGCAUUUGGUAA